Messenger RNA from Puccinia graminis f. sp. tritici CRL 75-36-700-3, 1490 nucleotides. Its product is annotated as 26S protease subunit rpt4. The record is from RefSeq and is a predicted model, not a curated record. Gene Ontology annotation, biological process: positive regulation of RNA polymerase II transcription preinitiation complex assembly. Gene Ontology annotation, molecular function: ATP binding; proteasome-activating activity; ATP hydrolysis activity. The transcript has 9 exons. Lineage: Eukaryota; Fungi; Basidiomycota; Pucciniomycetes; Pucciniales; Pucciniaceae. Gene Ontology annotation, cellular component: proteasome regulatory particle, base subcomplex; cytosolic proteasome complex. Bases 144 to 1325 code for a protein of 393 amino acids.
CAAGUUGCCAAUGGGCUUGUUGACCAAAGACGAACAUCCACAUCUCCACAAGCUUGGUCUCCAUAAUCUACAUCUUCCUCAAGUCUUGCGCUGCAGAUCAGAACCUAGCUUGAAGCGCCUACCUCCUCAACAAUCAAUCCAACAUGUCUGCCGAUCAAGCCCAACUACGGACACAAGCUUUGGAAGCAUAUCGAAAGAAAUUAAAAGACCAUGAGAGAUGCGCCGAAAGUUUGAAGCGCUUACGUUUCUCGCUGAGGUCAUUGGAACAAGAAUACGAUAAAUCGGAGGAGGAUAUUAAGGCACUUCAAUCGGUCGGACAAAUCAUCGGGGAAGUAUUGAAAGCGUUGGAUGAUGAGCGCUUUAUCGUAAAAGCAUCCAGUGGACCGCGUUAUGUAGUGGGUUGUCGAGCCGCAGUCCCGAAAGACAAGUUGAAGAACGGUGUUCGAGUUUCAUUGGACAUGACUACAUUAACGAUCAUGAGGAUCUUGCCGAGAGAAGUUGAUCCUAUGGUUUAUAACAUGUCGACCGAAGACCCCGGAUCGGCCUCGUUUGCGGGGAUCGGCGGUCUGUCAGACCAAAUUCGGGAGCUGAGAGAGGUCAUCGAGCUACCACUGUUGAACCCGGAAUUGUUCCUUCGAGUCGGUAUCAAACCUCCAAAGGGUGUCCUACUCUAUGGUCCCCCUGGUACCGGAAAAACAUUACUGGCAAAAGCCGUCGCCAACACGCUAUCCACUAAUUUCCUCAAAGUUGUCAGUUCGGCUAUAGUUGACAAGUAUAUCGGUGAAUCAGCACGUUUGAUCCGUGAAAUGUUUGCAUAUGCCAAAGAGCACGAGCCGUGUAUCAUUUUCAUGGACGAGAUUGAUGCUAUAGGAGGUCGGAGAUUCAGCGAGGGAACCAGUGCUGAUCGCGAAAUCCAGCGGACAUUGAUGGAGCUCCUUAACCAAAUGGAUGGUUUUGAUUAUCUCGGACAAACAAAAAUCAUCAUGGCUACCAACCGACCGGACACACUGGAUCCUGCUCUAAUGAGGCCAGGAAGGUUGGAUCGAAAGAUUGAGAUUCCCCUGCCGAACGAAGUAGCCCGGAUGGAGAUCCUCAAGAUCCACGCAACCCCAAUUCAAAAGCAAGGAGAAAUCGAUUAUGAAUCGAUUGUGAAGUUGGCUGAGGGUUUCAAUGGAGCUGACUUGAGGAAUGUGUGCACCGAAGCUGGAAUGUUCGCCAUUAGAGAUGACAGAGAUUAUAUUGUCCAGGAUGACCUGAACAAAGCCGUGCGAAAGAUCCAGGAGUCGAAGAAACACGAGACAAAGAUGGAAUAUGGAGAUGUGUAAUUGUUAUUUCCAACUUGUUUUUGUAGCACCUUUGUUUGUUUGUUGUUUUCUUUAAUGGAAGAAGAAAAAAAACACAUCAUUUUUUUAGGUUCAAAUUGAAAUCUGUUUCCAGCAAUUGUUAUUAAUAGGCUGUGUUAUCUGGGUCAUCACACUUGAGAGGUUGGA